Molecule: messenger RNA, 1226 nt
Organism: Cantharellus anzutake
Lineage: Eukaryota; Fungi; Basidiomycota; Agaricomycetes; Cantharellales; Hydnaceae
Product: kinase-like domain-containing protein
Exons: 4
Coding region: 299-1048 (249 amino acids)
Biological process (GO): protein phosphorylation
Cellular component (GO): cytoplasm
Molecular function (GO): ATP binding; protein serine/threonine kinase activity
Source: RefSeq, a predicted model, not a curated record
UCUGACCCGUUCCCACCCGAACCGGUGGUCCCAACUCCCCAAGCAGUUUCUCCCGUCAACUACCCGGGCGGGAGCCGUGUUACUCCUGUAUGUGAGACAGCCGAGGUUGAGUUGGCUUCGUUUGAUUGCUAUAAUCUCACCCAACAAAUCUCCUCGAUGCGCCAAGUCGACAAAGGGGGAUACUCCCUUGUUUACCGAGGUACACGGGUGCCCAAAUCUCUGGACAGCCGGACUCGGACCAACUCCCAGUUCGCUGUCGAUCCUGAAUACAUCCAGGAAGUUGCCGUGAAAGUACUCCAUGCGGUGUCAAAUCCUGAGGCCAAACAGUGGAAGGUGGGUAGGUUUGUGUAAGAACGGUACUGCCAAAAUGACGCUUAAACUUCAGCGCCUGAAAAGAGAGAUACGAGUGUGGUCAUGUCUGAGCCACCCCAACCUAGUUCCGCUCCUCGGCUAUGUAGAUGGUGACAAUGGCCUUGGUUUCGUUUCUCCAUGGUAUCCAGAAGGGAACGUUAUCAACUUCAUUAAGAAACAUCCUAGUUCAAGUAGAGACCUAAUCUGUAUCGACGUAGCUGCGGGACUAGAAUAUCUUCAUUCACGGAACCCACCGAUUGUACAUGGUGAUAUCAAGGGACAAAAUAUUCUGAUCGCUUCGGAUGGACGUGCUUCGAUCUGUGAUUUCGGCCUAUCGAGGAUCUUGGACGAUAAUCCCACUGGAUUUACAUCUACUGUGGUUGGAAUGACCCUUCGCUUCUCAGCGCCCGAAUUGCUGGAUGGGGGUGAGAAGACAAUGGAAACUGAUGUUUAUGCUUAUGGGUGCACUUGCAUUGAGAUAUUGCUAGGGAAACCACCGUAUGAAGAUAUCCGCAGCGACAUGGCCCUGAUGAAGGCGGUUGCAAGUGGCACGCCCCCUAUCUCUCAUGAACAGCUCAAGGAGUGUAAUUCAUGCCUCCCGCUUCAUAUUUUAAAUCAAUGUUGGAGUAGUGGACCACGCGAGCGACCAGGGACUGAGGAGUUGGCAAAGACGUUUAGGGAUGCGUUUGGCUUGUGAGAUAUGCGAGGAGGGGGCUGUUAAAUCGAUUGCUUGCUAAAGAAGGAGAGCACUUCGAAAUACCAAUAUCGGACCAUUUUCCCCACGGGCUUAAUGUAAUGGACAUAUGCAGUCACUUUGGUAUUAAUAUAUUAAGUAGUCCUUUUUUGUCUUAAUUUACCUGCCAACCCAACACGUU